Molecule: messenger RNA, 798 nt
Organism: Ostreobium quekettii
Lineage: Eukaryota; Viridiplantae; Chlorophyta; Ulvophyceae; Bryopsidales; Ostreobiaceae
Source: the annotation of a GenBank genome assembly
AUGCCGGCGGCGGCGUGGCUGGGGCGCAGGGCCUCCGCGUCGCUGCUGACGCGCGCGAGGGUCCCUGGGCCUUUCACCAACAGCCUGCUCGGCGUCCUCCCGGCGCCACACAGGCCCAGCCGCGCCGUGGCGAUUGGUCCCUGGGGACCGGGGCCUCGGAUUGUAUGGUGCCGGUCGCAAGGAGGAAGUCCUGAGCUGGGGGCGGACCCAUCCACGCAGGAAGAAGGAACACAUCAAAAGUGGAUGGCCACAGCGCUGGAGGAAGCGCGCAAGGGUCUGGCAGAGGGUGAGGUGCCUGUUGGCGCUGUUCUCGUGGAUGGCCAAGAGCUCGUCUGCUCCGCGCACAACCAAACUGAGGUUCUUUCAGAUCCAACCGCUCAUGCAGAGAUGCUGUGCAUCAGGGAAGGCGCACGGCGUCUAGGAUGGCGUUUGACAGAGUGCAGCCUCUAUGUCACCCUGGAGCCUUGCCCAAUGUGUGGGGGAGCUGUGCUUCAGGCAAGACUGAAGGAGGUCAUUUAUGGAGCAAGAAGCCCACUCCUUGGUGCUGAUGGCAGCUGGAUAGCCAUGCUUCCUUGUUCGCAUGAUGCCAAGGAGGCAGUGACCAUGGAGGAGCAGUUGCAGGAGGCAGGGAUGCAAAGGCGCCCUCAUCCCUUUCAUCCUGGUAUGAGGGUGGUUAGAGGAGUGAUGGAAGACGACUGUGCAACCAUAAUGAAGGAGUUCUUCUCCAAACGCCGGCUUGAGAGUAGCGCCCAAUAUGGGCUGCCAUCUCAGAAAAUAGAGCCUCUUGCAUCAAGCUAA